CAAGCAACACAGAGAUCGAGAGAAAUGGCGAGAGGAGGAGGUCAGAAGAAGGAGGAAUCGGUGGCGGUGGCGGUCGACAAAGACAAAGGAAGCCAAUACGCUUUGAAAUGGGCCAUGGAUCGGCUUCUCACCAAAGGCCAGGCUCUCACUCUGCUUCACGUCAAACAGAGACCCUCCUCCGCCGCGAAUUCCAUGCCGAAUCUCAGCGCAAAUUCCGACUCCGAUGAGGCUUCCACGUACAAACAGCAGCAGACCGAUAAUCAAGCCAGAGAAUUCUUCCUCCCCUUUCGUUGCUUGUGCACCAGAAGAAAUAUACAAUGCAAUGAGGUGAUAUUGGAGGAUGCAGAUAUUGCAAAAACAUUAAUCAACUAUGUCUCAAAAAACCGUAUAGACAUUUUAGUUCUUGGUGUCCCCUCAAGGAGUGGACUUUACAGGAGAUUCAAAUAUUCCCCCGAUGUUCCUAGCAGUGUGUCAAAAGGAGCACCUGAAUUCUGCACAAUUUACGUUAUUAACAAAGGCAACAAGGUUUCUUCGAUGCGGCAGUCCACCGCCCCAGCGCCAGCAAAGACCAUUCCUCAGCGCAGCCAAUCGCAACUUCAGCCCGUCUCCUCCGCUGGCCCCCCACCCCGCCCUCAGCUGCAGUAUCAGCUCACCACCGCCUCUGACGUUGCGGCCGAGCCCAACCAUCUUCGCUCCCAACAAUCUAAAUACAUGGAGCCUCCGGAGAGCAUAACACCAACUCCUCGGUCCAUGUACUCCGAUGAUUUUGAAAUCAAAUCACCAUUUAUGAGACCCGGUUCAAAGGCCACAAUGAGCAAAGGACUAGAUCCAUUGGUACUAGAUUCUGACAUAUCGUACGUGAGUAAUGGGAGGCGGAGUGUGGACCGAGCAUUUCCACCAGCCUGGAGCUCUGGUGGCAGCGACAUGUCCCGGUUUUCGAAUGGGUCGGAUUUAGAGAUUUACAGCCCCGGUUCGAGUUCGCCUUUCUACGGCGGCCGGAAGUCCAUUGACAAUAAUGCCUCCCACUCCCCUCUGGCUCAGGAUCUGUCCUCCAGCUCCCAAGAAAGCGAAACCUUCUCUUGGCCUUCCUCUUCUCAGCCCCAGGAUGAUGUGGAAGCUGAGAUGAGGAGGCUGAAAUUGGAGCUCAAACAAACAAUGGACAUGUACAGUACGGCCUGCAAAGAAGCCCUAAACGCCAAGCAAAAGGCGAACGAGCUCCACCGCUGGAAGCUUGAAGAAGAGCACAGAUUAGAAGAGGCGAGAAUGGCGGAGGGAGCCGCGUUGGCGAUCGCAGAGAAGGAGAAGGUCAAAUGCAGAGCGGCAAUGGAGGCAGCCGAAGCCGCGCAGAGGAUCGCGGCGCUCGAGUCCAGGAAAAGAGCGACCGCAGAG
Molecule: messenger RNA, 1389 nt
Organism: Momordica charantia (bitter melon)
Lineage: Eukaryota; Viridiplantae; Streptophyta; Magnoliopsida; Cucurbitales; Cucurbitaceae
Source: RefSeq, a predicted model, not a curated record